GGCGUGGCCCAGGGUUGCCUUUGUGUCGGGGGCCCUCUCCUCUGGACGCCGCGCAGGCCGACUCCAGCGGCGGCCCUGACCCUGGACGGCAAGGCCGCGGACUCGGUCGGCGCCGAGAAGCGGCGGCAGAUGGGUGACGGGCGCUGUCGCGGUCCGCAGGGAUUCCUCUCUGAUUAAGCAGACAGUUGAGGAUACAGGGUCUGAGAAUGAAUGUUCAUCGUGGUAGUGACGGCGACAGGUUGUUGCGGCCAGAGGCCAGCUGCCUAGUGGAUGAAACCUCAGAUGCAGCUCAGGAAAAAGAAACAAAUAGCCUGGCUUCACCUGGUCUUCACAAUCUUACUUAUCCCCUAGGUCCCAGGAAUGAAGACCUUUCACUUGAUUAUGCCUCUCAGCCAGCAAAUCUUCCUUUUCCUCACAUAAUGCCGCUUCCCGAAGACAUUAAAGGCUCUUGCUUCCAAAGUGGGAAUAAACGGAACCAUGAACCCUUUAUUGCUCCAGAAAGAUUUGGAAACAGCAGUAUGGGCUUUGGCAGUAACCCUCAUUCCCAGGCACCAGAGAAAGUGACCCUUCUUGUAGAUGGCACACGUUUUGUUGUGAAUCCACAAAUUUUCACUGCUCAUCCGGAUACCAUGUUGGGAAGGAUGUUUGGACCAGGAAGAGAAUACAACUUCACUCGGCCCAAUGAGAAGGGAGAAUAUGAGAUUGCUGAAGGAAUCAGUGCAACUGUAUUUCGCACAGUGCUGGAUUAUUAUAAAACUGGUAUCAUCAAUUGUCCUGAUGGCAUCUCUAUUCCAGACCUUAGAGAUACAUGCGAUUAUCUCUGUAUUAACUUUGACUUCAACACUAUUCGAUGUCAAGAUCUGAGUGCUUUGCUGCAUGAACUGUCUAAUGAUGGUGCUCACAAGCAGUUUGAUCACUACCUCGAAGAAUUGAUUCUGCCCAUCAUGGUGGGCUGUGCCAAGAAAGGGGAGCGGGAGUGCCACAUUGUUGUUCUGACUGAUGAAGAUUCUGUGGACUGGGAUGAGGACCACCCCCCACCAAUGGGGGAAGAAUAUUCCCAAAUUCUUUAUAGCUCCAAGCUCUACAGAUUCUUCAAAUAUAUUGAGAAUCGAGAUGUUGCUAAGACAGUGUUGAAGGAACGGGGCCUGAAAAACAUUCGCAUUGGGAUUGAAGGGUACCCUACCUGUAAAGAAAAAAUUAAGAGAAGACCUGGUGGUCGGUCUGAAGUUAUCUAUAAUUAUGUGCAGCGCCCCUUUAUACAGAUGUCCUGGGAAAAGGAAGAAGGAAAGAGUCGUCAUGUGGAUUUCCAGUGUGUUCGAAGCAAAUCUCUCACUAAUCUGGUAGCUGCUGGGGAGGAUGUCUUGGAGGACCAGGAGAUAUUAAUGCACCACCCACCCCAAGUGGAUGAACUUGACCGGCUAAAUGCCCCACUUUCUCAGAUGGCUUCUAAUGACUUUCAAGAUUAGGGUCUGCUGUGAGCCCACCCCUCACCAGAGCUCUUCUCUGCCUGGAAUGUCCUCAGCUAGGCCUCCCUGUCCUCCCCGUCAUCUGUCUCAUUCUGAGUAGGAGACAUGCUUCUCCCCCAUUAUUUCCUUUCCCCCAUAAUUAACAUGUCCUCUGCAGUAAGUCUGUGCUUCUGGCAAGGAAUGAAGAAGCACGCUUUGGUAAUUAGGCUACCAGUUUUGCAGCAGCCCUGGUAACUUGAAAAAUUUUGGUCUGGUGCUGUUCACUGAGUUUUUGCACAACUGCAAAAGCAGGAAAGGAAGACAAGACCUGUUGCCUCAUAUUAAGCAAAGAAGUCCUCGUCCUUUGUGCUCUGUGGUUUUUGUUUUGUUUUUAUAUUAGGUAAAUUGCUUAGCAGCAAAGGGACCAAACCUAAAAUGAGACAAUCUCUUAUCUUGUAAACAUGGGCACUCGUGAGAUGCUCACUAGAGGUUAAUGAAAUGCCAUUCCUGGGGCCCUCUAUACCCAGAUUGCAACUAGGAAAGCUAGGCUCACUCAGAAUGUCUAAAAGAAAUUCUUAAGAGCUAAAGUUAAUUUUUGUGUCGUACUAAUGCAAUGAACAAUCCAAAGCCACACAAGACAGGUUCUUUGGCAGAAAGAAUAAUAAUGACAAAGGAAUAAGAAACCUUUUUAGCUUCAGCAUUUAUGAACCUAGAUAAAUGGAUAAUUCAUUUGGAAUGAAACUCAAAAACAAGUAGAAGCUCCUCUCCAAAUCAGACCAGUCAGAUUAUCCUGGAGCGGAUUCUGUGUGAAGUCACAGGUCUUGGUGCCCUAGGGCAGCCCUUUGCUGUGGGUGUGCCAGGGGAACCUGAGCUAUGGUUUAAAGGCCUUCAAGAUGAGGCCAGAAAUUUCUCUUAAGUGCUUGGUAUCUUGUGUGUGUGUGUGAGAGAGAGAGAGAGAGAUACUGGGGACUGAACCCAGAGGCCCUCCACCACUAAGCUGUAUCUCUAGUCCUUUCUUUUUAAGUUUUACUUUGAGACAAGGUCUCGCUGAAUUGCCGAAGCUGGCCAUGAAUUUGGAGUCCUCCUGCCUCAGCCUCCCAGGUCACUGGGAUUAUAGGCGUGUGCCUCUUCUCCUGGCAGUGCUUAGUGUCAUAAUAGAAAGAUUUAUAAGAGCUCCAUAGAGAAGGCAUUUGUGAUAAAGCGGGGUGGGAAAACUCACGUGCGGGAUUUUCCAAAUUUGUUCUUGUACCAUGGAAUUUUGGUGUAUCAGUAAAGUUCAGUUUCUGAAAUAGCCCAUUAGUUGCUCACACACUGGGUAAGAAAACGAUACUAAUGUUCCCAGUGGAAGGCAAGUCAGGCCUGGCUGCUUUGUUGGAUUUCUCAGCUCUAUGGUGGUUGACAAUGCAGAUUGCUCUCCCCAGCCCCCACCUGCCUCUGGCACCUCUGUGGCUAGUAAAAGCAGGGCUGAAUUCAAGAGUCCAGCACCAGCUGGAAGUGUUUGGGAAUUAUCUUCCAUUUUCUGUUAGAAGUUGACUUUCCAUUUUCCGCCCUGGGCGUUUUCCCAUCACUUAUUUUGCACAGGCAGGUACCUUCAAGUUGUUUAAGGUAAGAACAUGACUCGUUUUCUUAAAUUCCAUUCCCAUGCAGCUCUAUAGAGCAGGCUCCUCGAUUCCAUUUGACUACCCAAGUCACAGUCCUCCACACACCAAGUCGGGUGUUGAGCUCCCCUGUCUCCAGGAUUGAAGAACAAGAAUGUUCUGAGGCAACCAGCUUCAUGGGGGAAUGAGUGCUGUUUCUCACUUGGAAAAAGCAGUAGUGAGGGGUUAAACUGAGCUGUCUCUCACCUGGAGCUCUGAUAACCAUUGGUGUCUAUUUUUGUAAGACGAAUGGUCAGGGAUAAGGGAAGGGUUAGGGUUCUUUGUAGCCAGAAAUUAGUGUUUCUGUGAAACUAAUUGGCUCAUAUUUGAAGUCACCUUACUGGCACCACAUUCACAUCCACUAGCAGCUGAGCAGCUCAGGGAAGUGUUGAAGGGUGCUUCCCAGCAGACUUACAUGCCAUUUCAAAGCAGAUAUCAAUUUUCUGACAUUUGUGUAUUUGUGAUGUAACUUCUCCUGUUACAGCUCAUGUAUUGUUAUCUGAGUGUAAACACACCCCAGCUAACACCUAAUUAGUUCAUGCUUAGGUGAAAAAGGUGAUCAGAGUACAACAUGUACUUGGUACUUUGUUCUGUGUUGUUCAUUCCCUCAAGCUUUUGAGAGGCAGAUCGCUCCACUCCCAGAAUUGCAGGUUAACGUGCAUUUGGCCCCAACCAGUGGGGUUUGAGGAAGUGGAAAUCUGUGAGGAUUAAUCUGUUAGUGUCACCAGGUGGUGGUCACUAAGGGAAAAACUGGAACCACAGAUCCCUGCUGGUGAAGGGGGAGUUUUUUUCCUGCAUCUUUCUCAACCCCAACUUAGAUGGCAGCAUCAUUGUCAUUUGGUGGCUCCCCUUAGUUGUGCCUGUCUCAGGGUUGGGACAUUCUGCGACAGCAGGACUUCUCAGUCCUCUUGAGAACAAAGGCUGGGUUGCCAUCAUCCCCUUGAGUCAGUUACUGGCCAUCAGGCCAGAGGUGUUUCUCCCUAAUAGAAAAGGUGGAAGUUGGGUUUGGUGUCUUUUCUAAGUGCCUAAAUAAGUAAGCCAGGCUGUUUACACAGAAAGAUUUUCAUAAGCAAAAUGGUUUGACCCACAGUUUCAGAGCAUCUCAGCAAGCCAAGGUGAACCUGGGUCUGAGUUUAGACUCCUGGGUUCGUGUCUGCAUCAUACCUUGUGUAGCUGGUGAGAAAGCAGAGCCACUGAGGAUCUGGAGAGGGAGCCAAGAGCUGAUGUUAAAAUGUGUUAGAGGAGUUCGUGGUUUCUCCAGAGUAGAAGAAAAGUGUUGAAGGAGUGACAGCAAAAAGGGUAAGGAAGACAAGUAGCUGGAUUUAUUGCGCAGUAUCCAGUGGCUAGAAUUAUUUAAAAUUAAAUCUCAAGAGGACAGCAUGAUAUCUAAUGAAUUCAGGUCUAUGAAAAUACUGUGGAGUAGGCCCAAGGGGGAGAGAGAUCUAUUUUCAAAUAGUGUAACAAAGUGUCUGUCAUCAAAACAAAUAUUCAGAGCACCGGCUUUAACUCAAACUGUCAUAAAGUGUGAUGUGGAGUCCUUGAAAAUCAAGUAUUUGUAAGUAACGCAUUCAAUGCCACUUCUUGCCAUCACUUUGAAACUUAAAAUGGGCAGAGUGAGCUUGAAGCAAAUCUGAUGCUUUCAUGGGAGAUGGAGCCACGUUUGUCUUCUGGAAGGGAUCACCUCUGGGGAGAAUCACACUUUCUCCUAAUGGCAAAAUGCUUGUAGGUUUUGCCUCUUUACUUUGUAUUUACUUCUCAAGUUGCACUUGUUCACCUACCAGUGUUUACGAAAUCCUAUAUUUGGGAUGCUUUUUCUAUAAUAAAAUAUUAUCAUUUGUGUG
Messenger RNA from Ictidomys tridecemlineatus (thirteen-lined ground squirrel), 4923 nucleotides. It is a transcript of the gene Kctd20, whose product is annotated as potassium channel tetramerization domain containing 20. Gene Ontology annotation, molecular function: protein binding. The record is from RefSeq and is a predicted model, not a curated record. Lineage: Eukaryota; Metazoa; Chordata; Mammalia; Rodentia; Sciuridae. Gene Ontology annotation, biological process: positive regulation of phosphorylation. Gene Ontology annotation, cellular component: cytoplasm.